Molecule: messenger RNA, 1964 nt
Organism: Pieris brassicae (large cabbage white)
Lineage: Eukaryota; Metazoa; Arthropoda; Insecta; Lepidoptera; Pieridae
Product: facilitated trehalose transporter Tret1-like
Exons: 9
Coding region: 403-1620 (405 amino acids)
Biological process (GO): transmembrane transport
Cellular component (GO): membrane
Molecular function (GO): transmembrane transporter activity
Source: RefSeq, a predicted model, not a curated record
UCUGAGACUAAUAAAUAUAUUCUAUGGAGCAAGCAGUGGCAAAAUUUCCCUUGGAAACUGUGCGUAAAUUCAUAGAUAUCCAAGAAAUCCAAACAGAUUAAAGGCCUGUAUAAAAUCAAAAGGCCAUUUCAAAUAGAAUAGUGUUUUAUUAUUUUCUGAGACUAAUAAAUAUGUAGGUAUAAAUUUUAAUAAUUUUAGUUUUAUUGCAUUAAUAAUACUACACUGACUCUCUUAAAGAUUCUAUGGAGCAAGCAGUGGCAAAAUUUCCCUUGGAAACUGUGCGUAAAUUCAUAGAUAUCCAAGAAAUCCAAACAGAUUAAAGGCCUGUAUAAAAUAAAAGGGCCAUUUCAAAUAGAAUAUUGUGUUAUUAUUUGCUGAGACUUUAAUAAAUAUGUAUCAUGGAUGGCAGCAUUACCAUAUUUAUCAUGUGUUCCUGCAACAUACCUAAUGGCAUAUAUGGGAGAUAGAUUGGGAAGAAAAUCAACGCUCCUGUUCAUGUCUGCUAUUUGUUUUACAAUCUGGACAUUAAAGAUCUGUUCAAUGAAUAUCUGGGUUUUUAUUAUUGCUCGUAUACUGGUUGGAAUCACCAUGGCCGGUGCCUGCGUCACAGGCCCUACUUAUAUCAAAGAGAUAAGUGAAGAUAGUAUAAGAGGAGCUCUGGGAUGCUGGGGUGCAUUAUUCACAGCUACCGGGUCUCUCUUUUCCUAUAUCAUAGGAGACUUACUUGGCUAUCAUCAGAUCCUUUAUGUGUUGGUGGCGUUUCCCAUGAUUCACUUUAUUGUGUUUCUCAUUAUGCCCGAUUCGCCAUCUUAUCUCGUAAAGGAAGGAAAGCUAAAGGAGGCAGUGAAAGCACUAACGUGGCUACGAUGCAAGGACAGUCCGGAUACCUCUAUACAACUGGAACUGGAACGGCUAAUGAAGGAACACAAGGAGGACGAUGAGAAUAAACAAUUUAUGUUAAAAUCUAUUGCGACAGACAGAAUACUCUUCAAGGCUUUUCUCAUAGCCUUGGUAGCAGCAGUUUCUAGAGAGGUCUGUGGUGCCGUGCCAAUCCAAAACUUCGCAGGAGACAUCUUCAACCUGGCUUCAGAGGACAACUCGUCCUUUGCUCUUAGCCCAAACAAGCAAGCCAUGAUGUUGGGAGUCGUACAGCUGGGUGGAUCUUUGUUAGCAUCUAAUGUUGUUGAGAAAUGUGGUAGAAAGUGGUUAAUGGUUAUCACCUGCCUGGUAUCAGGGCUGAGUAUGUGCGUGCUUGCGUCUUGGUUCCUGAUCAGAGAUUACAACAUUAUCAGCACCGCUUGGAUACCAGUAAUCACUUUGUGCCUGUGUAUAUUCUGUGAUGCAGCUGGACUGAUGCCAAUAACCAUCGUCAUAACAGGAGAAAUAUUCUCAUUUAAGUACCGAGGAAGCGUCUUAGCAACAACCAUGGCGAUCGCCUCAGUGGCAGACUUCUUACAGCUUUUAUUCUUCAAACCUCUCGCAAAUACUAUCGGCGUGUUUUACGCGUUCUACUUUUUUGGAGUCAUGUGCCUUCUAACCGUUGUUUACGUGAUCAUCAAGCUGCCGGAAACAAAGAACAGAUCAUUAGAAGAGAUAUAUGAAGAAUUGAAAAGAAUGUAAUUUAUUGCUAAACGAACAUGUAUAUUUACCGCAAAGACAUAACAAAAGACAAAAUUAGUGCAUCUGACUGACAUCUGACCACUAGGUCUGAUUAUUUUAACUUUAAUAGUGACGUAUAAUGUUAGGACAAUAAAAACGUGUACAAAUCACACGUGGUAGAAGUGAAACCUUCAAAAAAUUUGGUUUCAAGAUAAUGAGACGAAUGUAAUUUUAAUAUUAUUUAUCAUUUUUAAUAAAAACUACAAUAAUUAAAAAAGUUUUCAUAAUAUUUAAUGUGUUGGGACUUUUUCACUAUCUAAAUGAAUUAGACUUCUUUUUAAGAUAAUUUGAAUUUUGUACAUUAA